AUGCACACGAUCUUCUCGCGCGUCAACAAUGUGUCCGCGUUCCUCUCGUCGUGCCUCAUGAGCCUCGUGCUGGCCGUCGCGAUCGCCUCUGCGCUGUACCACACGUACCAGACCCCGCCCGCCGCCGGCGUCGUCGUGAACAGCAUCAAAGUGCUGCCCGGGAAGGGGCGCUACCUGCGCAAGUACAGAAGCCGCCAGCAGCAAGAGUUCGCCUUCGUCAACUUCAACCUCACCGCAGAUCUGUCACCCUUAUUCCACUGGAACACAAAGCAGCUCUUCCUUUACGUGAGCGCCGAAUACACCGAUCAGCAGGGCACUGCCAACGAAGUGGUCAUUUGGGAUCGCAUCGUGCGCCGCAAGGAGGACGCGAACAUUUCAUCGACGUUCAAAAACAAGUACCACCUCAAAGACAUGAGCACGACGUUCCGAAACGCGCCACCCGCGCAUUACACACUCAAGUACAACCUCAUGCCGUACGUCGGCCUCCUCGCGUGGGGCGAAGCGGCGCGGACAUCGGAGCCCAUCCCGUUCCCAGAGCCCCACCAGCUGGCCUGA
Rhodofomes roseus is the source of this 555-nucleotide messenger RNA. RefSeq names its product signal peptidase 22 kDa subunit. Gene Ontology annotation, biological process: protein targeting to ER. The transcript has 5 exons. The record is from RefSeq and is a predicted model, not a curated record. The coding region runs from base 1 to 555 and encodes 184 amino acids. Gene Ontology annotation, cellular component: membrane; signal peptidase complex. Lineage: Eukaryota; Fungi; Basidiomycota; Agaricomycetes; Polyporales; Fomitopsidaceae.